GGUGUGUGUGUGAAGAAAGUUGAGGCAAACUUGGGAUCACAGCUUAUGUCUGAGGCUGUAUUUGAAUUCAGGUCUUUCUGACUCUAGGUCCAGUACUCUAGUCACUAUACUACUUAGUUUGUCUUGUUUGUAUAUUAUAGUUUGCAUAGUGCCAAUUUUUGCCUUUCUAUCCCUAGAAUUAGCAUAAAGGCUUACUCUUAGUAGGUACUUGAUAAAUAUUUGUGGAUUUGAUAGUAUUCUUUCCUAAGUUUUCCUCCUACCACUCUGACUCGGCUUCUUGGUUUGAUCUUCACCUAAGUUAACACAUCCUCUUUUAAGAGGAUGAGUAGAGUUUUUGCCUUUCUUUGUAAAUCCAUCUUCUAACACACUGCUUGACACAUAGCAAGCAGUUAAUAAACACUUGUUUAUACGAAUAUAAAAGUGAGACAGCCCCUUUCCACAAGGAGCUUACAUUCUACUGAGGAAGACAACAUAUAUGAGUGAUGGCAGCAAGGGAAGGCAAUAUCUGAGGUGGGGGAACAGUGUCAAGGAUGAGCUGAUCUAAAGGAUAGCCAAUUGACAUGCCCAAAUCAGAACAAUUAUAGUACAGGUGUGUUGAUUUGGCUAUUAAGCCAAAAAACAAAAUGUACAAAUGGAUGGGUGAGAGCCUCCAUAUAUUUGUGUUGAAUUUGUAUUUACUUAUUAACUAGGUCAUUUCUCUGGCCAUAGUAUAGUCCCUUAGCUGAGUGGAUUCACUCUCUAGAAGUCCUAUUCCAGGUAGAAAGAGUGACAAGGAGGCUGUGGCAAGGUAGAUGACUGAGUGGUCUGUGAAGCCUGAAAUUUAUGUUUUAAAGUUAUUUCCAGAAAGAUACUUUUAAACUCUUGUUGAAUUUCAUAACUGUAUUUGCAGAUGUGAAGUUGUAGGUGCUGUUACAGAAGUUAUUUUAGAGGGCUUUGCCUUAUAAAAAUAAAUGGUUUAAUUUUCCUAUCUUUCAGUAUUGAUCAAAAGUUAUUUGUUUUAUAUGUAUCUCUGCCAAAAUGUAUAAUGUAGAAAUAUUUCUUGACUGUCAUCUCCCUUUUCUGGAAUUCUCUUCACUAAUGCUCUUCAGCAAGAUGAACCAGGAGGCAAUAAUAAUAAGUGACAUUUAUAUAGUGCUUUCAUAGGAUAACAGAAUACAGCAGUAUUUUUGUUUUUACUUCUUUAGGGGCAAAAAAAAAAUUUCUCAGAAAGGGAGUUCUAGAAUUAGAAUAGUGGUUGUUACAAAAUGAAAUUAUGGAGUAUGAAAAGGGACCAAUAUUUUCUUGUGUAUACAUUAUACUCUUCAUUAGCUGUGGGUGACAAAUCUUAUUUUUAAGUGCUUCCAGUAAUCUGCUUAAUUUUAGUCAUCUCAAAUUCUGUUGCAUUCCAUCUAAAUUUGAUGUUAAGAGAAUUUUCUAAGUGGCUCAAUUUUCUUACUGAUUUAUAGCAUAAAAUUGGAAUGCCUUGUGAUUUGUUAAUUUGACAGCAACAUUAAUAAGAUCACAGUUAAGAAUACAGCAACCCUUUGAAAAUCACAUAUUUAAAAAUGAAAAAUUAUGUAUUUGUAUGCUGUUUAUUUUUGGAUAUCAAGAUGGAAGAAAUAAGGACUGAUUUAGACUUUGACUUCAUAAUUUAUUUCUAUCAGUGGAUAACAAUCAUGUUUUCCAAAUCAUAAUAAUCUUUUCGAAAAUCAGAAAUAGUGACUCUUUAGCUACUCUGGUUAUCCCAGAAAAACACACUAAAAGGGCUUCCUGCCCCUCCUUAUCUCCACAGAUGACAGAAAUUAGAGGAGAGAAGGAUGAAAGGUGCAUGCUGAUUUCAGAGUAGGAAGUUACCUUAAAGGACAUUUAUUUCAACCUAUACCUGAUCAGAAAUCCCUUUGUACAGUAUUCUCAACAUAUGGUUAUUUAGGUUUUGUUUGAAUACCGAUCAUUCUACUUUUAGAUGGCUAUAAUUUAUAAGAAACCUUCCUAACAGAAUAAAAAGAUGUGUUUAUGUGAUUGAUAGAACACUGCACUUUUAAUAAUACCUGACUUUAAAUUUGGGUCUUUUUUCCUUGCUACUUGUGUGAUCCUGAGCAAGUCACUUCACUGCUAAGCUUCAGUUUCUUCACCUGUUAUACAGUGGUAAUGGUACUUAUGCUUCCUACCUUACAGGGUUUUUAUGGGGGAAAAAAACAGCUUUUUGUAAACAUGAAAACACUACGGAAAGGUGAGCUAUUAUUAUUAUUGUUGUUAUUGUUAUUGCUGCUUUUAGUUGUGCUCUCUGGAACCAAGCAGAUCUUCAAAUUCAUGGACAGCUCUCAUGUCCCCUGUGAGUGUUCUCUUAUCCAGGACCAGUCAUCUCUAAUUCCUUCAAGCAACCAGAGGUAGUUUGGUGUCGCUGGAUUUGGAUUCUUUUCCCUUGCAAAUGAGACAAACACUUGGGUGUGUGGAGGAUGGGGAGAAAGGAGAUAUGUGUAGUGGGUGGGUAAACUAGUGUCUUUGUAUUAUGACAAGAGAUGGGAAGCCAGGGUGUGUUUUACUUUUGUUUUAGGUUUCUGAUAUCAGUAGUAUAAAUAAAUUUGCCAUUUGAUCACAAAAACAUAAUUGGUUCAAAAAAUAGAUAGGUAUAACCUUAUAUAUCACUUGAUAGUGAUAACUGAUCUAGUGGAAUUGAAAGGAUGAUGCUCAUAAUAGCCAUGUAAGAUGAGUGCUCUUAAUCUGAGCUUGUGAUCUUCUGGUGGGUCCUCAAUUGAUAUUUGGGCACAUCUGCUCCCUUCUGUUCAUCUUUCUGCCUUGUGGGUCAAGUCAUCAAGCUAAGGUACCUUCUACAUACUGAUGUUCUGCAAAGCACUAGGGAUUUGAAGAAAGGCAAAACAGCUCCUCUCCUCAAAAGAGCUCACAUUCUAAUGGGGUAGACAUCCAGAUUAUAUACAGGGUAAAUUGUAGAAAAUCCCAAAGGAAAGUACUCACAUUAAGGAGAAUAGAAAGAGCCUUCUUGACUAGUUGGGAUUUUAGCUGAUACUUAAAAACAAAAAACAAGAGGAAGACAUGAGAAGAGAAAGAAUUUCAGGCAUGGCAGAUUUCCAGGAGAAAUGCCCAGAAUUAGGAAAUGGAGUGUUGUUAAUAACAGCCAGGAGGCCAGUUAACUAGAUCAUAAAGUAUAUGGAGGAGAAUGAGUUAUAAGAACACUAGAAAAUCAAGAAGGGGCAAGGUUAUGAAGGGCUAAUGUUAAAAAAGAAGAUUUUAUAAUUGAUCCUGGAGGCUACUGGAAUUUCUUGAAUAGAGGAUAUGAUCCAAUCUGAAUUUUAGAUCACUUAGAUAGCCGAGUGAAAAAUAGGCUGAAGUAAGGUUACAAAAGUUUUAGAUUGAUCAAAUCUUAAGAUCAGAUACAGUGAUAGUUAUAUGACUUCACCUGGCUGUUAUAUAUGUAUAAGCUUUCUUUUGACUAGACGUUUAUAUUAAGUCCCCCCCUCCCCCCAACAGUUAAGCUAAAUUUUAGAUGCUUUGAUUGUGAUAGUAUUAAUAAUUGGCAGUCAUGUCAGUUAAUAUUUAAAAUUAUAAAAAUACUUUGCAUUAUCUUCAUUUGAGCUCCACAAAAACAUGUGAGGUAAGUACUACAAAUAUCAUCCCCAUUUUAGAGAUAAGGAAACUUAAGGCUCAAAAAAGUGAAGUGACUUGCUUGUGGUCACCCAGCUAACCUUGAUUUCAUUAUUUAUCUUUCCUUCAUAUGUUACCCAGGCAAAAAUAAAUUAUGCCUUAAAACUAGGGCAUUUAACAAGAGUAAAGGAGAAAUUAUAACCCCAGAUGUAUUUAGUGUACAGUAGCUGUCUGAAGUGUAACACUUUCUAAGAGCUGUUCUGUUCCCAUAGUUGAGAAAUACAAAUUUUCAUUUCUGGAAUAUUUAACUAAGAUUAACUAAGACAAAGAUUGGGCAUAUAACCUUUUUGAAGCUCUGACAAACUACUAGGUAUUUAAGAGAAAAUAAUUUUGAUUAAUAGAGUAACACCAUUAGGAUUAGUAGUAGGAUUGGAACCUGAGUUUUUCUAAUGCCAAAUUUAGCUCUCUGUCCACUUAGCCAUGUCACUUUACACUUUUGAAGUUUACUGAUUAAGGGAAAUGAAAGUUGCAUGUUAUAGUAAAUUAAUAACAUUGACUAUCCUAUUGACCCUGUUUGUAUUGUUCUUAGUCUUGUUUCUAUUUACAUUGUUGUAGUAAUUGCUCUUAUUCUUCUGGAUACUUUCUUUACUCUCCUUCAUCAGUAUUAGUUUCCCCAUAUUUCUCUCAGUUGUGAUUCAUCACUUCUUAAAAUCAAGAAUAUUCCCUUUAGAUAAAAAAAAUUUAGAUCUGGAAAGAAAUCUGAAAGGUCAUCUGGUCCCCCCCUCUCUCAUUUUACAGGUGAAGAUACUGAAGCCAGAGAAGUGAAGUGACUUGCUACUGAUCACAGAGGUAUUUUAAGUGCCACAUCUUCGAUUUGAAACUUGGGUUCUGUGACUCCACAGCCAGACUCUUUUCUCUAUAUCACCGUAUUUGUUCUACUAUUCUGUCAAUCAUUGGAUCACUCUGAGUACUUCAUUGCUAUAUUUACAUACUAGCUGGUACAUAUAUGUACAAAUCUGUGUUUUAAAAUGGCAGAGGGAGGUGGAAAUGAAGAGGUGAUUCAUUUGAACAGCUUUCGUGGUCACAGAGGGAAAGACAGGAUAAGUCACAGAGAUGAAGGACUCAUUACUAUAUCAGACUCCUCAGAUGAAGAACUUGCCCUUUUGCCAAUGACAUCAGCUUCUCGACACCAUGAUGAAGACGACGAUGAUUAUGACUAUGAUGAUGAUGAUGAUGAUGAUGACGAUGAUGAUGAUGAUGAUGAUGUUGUCAUCUUGGCAGAAACACAUAAACAGCAACUGUUGCGACCCAUUGUCAAACCUGCUGCCCAAUGGCAAGAUCUGAAAAGACUGGGAGAAGGAGGGUCUAAAAAGAGUAUGACUACUUUUCUGCAAGAAAAGAAUGGUCUUUUUUCAACAAUAAAUAGUGGAUCAAGAUUCAGUGAAAACAACAAUAGAAACCAGGAUCCUCAGUUGCCUGGUCCCUCUGAACAUAGUAAGCACAGGGCCAAAAAAGACCGAAAUCCCAAGCCUGGACCAAGUAAUAUUCAAGCUAUAAAAGUCACUUUGAAACCCAGUGUGAAAAAGGAAAUAAUCAAUUUAGAAGAAGCUAGCAAACAUCCAAAUGUUCAAAACCAGUCAACUGAAGACUCUGAACCAGAGCUUAUACCAAACCUUCAAGAAUCAGCUGCUGCAGUAGAUGACCAAGUCAUAAGAGAAAAUAGUUGGUUAGAUCAUCCAUAUUUCCAACCCAUAGACCAAGAACCAAAUGAAUUAGCAAAUCAAGUUGUUCCACAACAGGGGCAGCCUGAAGCAGACCUCUCAUAUCGAGAUGAGAUUCCAGGACCAGCUUUUCCAAGACCAGAACCACAGCAAGAUGGAAUCCCAGGUCCUUCCUCUCCUCAGCCUGCCCAUCCUCCUGGAGAACUUAAAGAUGAUCAACUAGCAAUAGAUGAUGAGCAGCCUGGUCCAGCUUUCCCAUUUCCAGGAUCUCAUCAGCCUGACUUGGGAAAUGUUCCAGAACAAGGAGGCACUAGUGCAGAUCAAGAAUUUAUUACACUACUAGUGAAAGAAACAGAAGCAAGAUUUCCAGAUGUAGCAAAUGGGUAUAUUGAAGAAAUAAUACAUUUGAAGAAUUUUUAUGAUUUAAAUGUACUUUGUAAUUACCUUCUGGAAAACCCAGAUUAUCCAAAGAAGGAAGGCAGAGUGGUUUUAAAUCCUAAUAGCAGUCUGCUUGCCAGCCAAGAUGAGAAAAAGGUGUCUAAAGUGGACUAUUUUGACUUUUCUAAACUCACUCCUCUUGACCAGCGUUGCUUUAUGCAAGCUACUGAUCUACUCAUGGAAGAUUUCAAAAUGCUCAGCACUCAGGACAUCAAGUGGGCACUGCAUGAGCUCAAGGGACACUAUGCAAUCACCCGGAAGGCCUUUUCUGAUGCCAUUAAAAAAUGGCAGGAGCUAUUACCAGAAGCCAGUGGAAAGAGAAAAAAGAGGAAAGAAAUGAAUCAGUAUUCUUACAUAGAUUUCAAAUUUGAACAAGGUGAUGUCAAAAUAGAAAAGCGGAUGUUCUUUCUGGAAAAUAAACGUAGACACUGGAGGUCCUAUGAAAGGCGUUCCCUCCUUCCACCUGUGAGAAAAGAGCAAGAAUUCUAUGAGAAGAAAGUUAAGGAGAUGGCUGAGCAUGCUGACUUUUUGCUUGCCUUACAAAUGAAUGAAGAACAGUAUCAAAAGGAUGGUCAGAUGAUAGAGUGUCGUUGCUGCUAUGGAGAAUUUGCAUUUGAGGAGCUGACUCAGUGUGUCGAUGGUCACUUAUUCUGCAAGGAGUGCCUAAUCAAAUAUGCCCAAGAGGCAGUCUUCGGCUCAGGAAAGUCAGAACUCAGCUGUAUGGAAGCCAGCUGUACAUGUUCAUUCCCAACCAGUGAAUUGGAGAAGGUAUUGCCAGAAAAUAUCCUGCGAAAGUACUAUGAGCGAAAAGCUGAAGAAGAAGUAGCUGCUGCUUGUGCAGAUGAACUGGUUAGGUGUCCCUUCUGUAACUUCCCAGCUCUUUUGGACAAUGAAGUGAAGUGGUUUAGUUGUCCCAAUCCUCGUUGCAGAAAGGAAACCUGUAGGAAAUGUCAGGGACUGUGGAAAGAACAUAAUGGCAUCACCUGUGAACAAUUGGCUGAAAAGGAUGACAUCAAAUAUAGAACAUCUAUUGAAGAGAAAAUGACUGCUGCCCGCAUUAGAAAAUGCCAUAAGUGUGGGACCAGCCUCAUAAAAUCUGAAGGUUGUAACCGUAUGUCCUGCCGCUGUGGUUCUCAAAUGUGCUACCUCUGUCGGGCUUCCAUCAAUGGGUACGACCACUUCUGUCAGCAUCCCCGAUCACCAGGAGCCCCUUGCCAGGAAUGUACAAAAUGUUCUCUUUGGACUGACCCCACAGAAGAUGAUGAGAAGCUCAUCCAAGAAAUCCAGAAGGAGGCUGAAGAGGAACAAAAGAAGAAAAAUGGAGAGAACAACUUCAAAAGGAUUGGGCCCCCCAUGGAGGCUGCUCCUGAAAAACUCCAGAGGAUUGAAGUCAUCCCAAGACCUGUUCCACAAAAUCUUCACCAAGCCAGGAUCCCUCCUUAUCCCUUUGUUCACCCACCCUUUGCUCUGCCUCCUGUCCGUCCCAUGUUCAACAAUAUUCCCCUCAAUUUAGGCCCCAUCCCUGCCCCCUAUGUUCCUCCUCUGCCAAAUAUGCGAGUGAACUAUGAAUUUCCCCCAAUCAAUGUCCCACUGGAGCACAACUUACCUAUGCACUUUGGUCCUCAGCCACGCCAUCGGUUUUGACAAGUGGGAUAGAUACCUGAAGUGGAAGCACUGCCGAGGAGGGCCAUCCUGUGUUAACAACUCUCCUCCUAACUCCCUUCAUUAUUCCACAGAACUGAAAGGAGCAGCCUGAAAAUCUCCCCCAGUUAAAUUUUAUGGUGGGGAGGGGGGGGGGUGUUAAAGAUACACAGCCUAGUUCAGAUGUUUACCCCACUUUUUUCCCCUAAAACUAGUAACUGCUGCUGAGCCCACAGAGGUGGAAGUUUACAGAUUGGGCUGCCAAACAUGAUUAAUUUGGGGCCAAUUUUCCUUUUCUUUGAUAGUGUUAGUAGAGAGACCUCCCUAGGCCCCAAAAUCUCCCCAGAGUCCCCUUUCUGUCUCUCUGUUUCUGUCUCUUUGUGUCUUUCUGUCUUUCUCUCUCCCUCCCUUCCCCUCUCUACCUAUCUUGCCUUUUCCUGUAUUUAAAAAUGUAAGUAGUCCACUGCUCUUUUAAGUACAGCUAAGGAGAAUAUAAGAGCCCAGCAUUCCUUGGAUACCAGUAACAGGAUUUGCCUUUUUGAUUUUGGGCUCGAGGAUUUCAGGAAGGAGAGGGAAGUAAAAUCUAUCCUGCCAGAAAAUGACCAGCACAGCACAUAACUUGUCAGUAAGCAUGACAACCCUGUGCUGUCUAUUAAUUCUUCAGAAAUUGUCCUAACAGAGACAGAGUGAUGUGAAAGAAAAGCCACUUUACCUGUCCCUGAUCAGAACAGACAAAGUCUCACCACAGGAAAGGAGUACUUCUUAAGUUUUCUAAUUAAAUUGGGACUUGUACUUUCCUAGUUAAUUAAAAUAUGAAAGUACAUUCAAGACAAUUCAUACAUUGAAGAGAGAGAAGAUAGGUGGUGGUUCAUUAGGAACUCCCCUUAUGAUGAAUGGCCAAUGUCUGCACUCUUAUUAAUAAGAGUACAAAGGACCACACUUUGCAAUGAGAUGUUGACCUCUAAUUGCAGAUCAGUGGGUAACCAGGUGUAAUUAAGGAAGGUAAAUGACCUUCCUGCGUCUUAGCUCAGCACCUCCAGGUUGAGCAGAAUAAGACUCUACUGCUUACUUUAGGCUAAAAAAAUUAUACUAGUAGUUUCUCAAGCACUCCUAUCUGAAUCUUCUAGGAAGAGACACUGCUACUCAUCCUGCGCUCCAUCAGCCAUGGAGUUAAAGCCCCCAUCCUGUUGUAACUUUGCCAAGAGUGCCCUCUUCUCAUUCUGGGAAUGAGUGGAGUGGUCCCAGCCAUAUCAGCUUUGUCACAUAGUCAAAAGGAAGGGGGCUUACUAGAUAGUGAAAUGAAUACUCCCUCAUCUGAGUAGGAAAAGAUGUUAAUGACUGGUACUUUAUAAAGACAAGAGGCUUCACAGAUGAAAAGGUUGAGAUUCCCAAAUACUGGUGCUGGAUUUCAUCUUACCUCUUGGGUGUGAAACUUGCACUAUAAGUAUAGUUCAUCCAGAAAGGUUUUCUUUCUUCCCUUCAACCCCACACUGUCUCCCCUUUCUACUGCCUCAAAAAAAAACAAAAAAAAAAAAACAAAAAAAAACCUAAAUAAUAAUAUUACUGUUUGGGACUUUGGAAAUAAACUUCUGACUUGAUUUGUUUGCCCCAUUCUUCUCCGAUUAUCUAUACCCCACUGGUCCUUAUUUCCUGGAAAAUCCACUUUUCUAGAAUCAGCUCUUCCAAUCCAGGUUACUGCAAAGAGCUGGUCUUAAACUUCUUUAGUUGUAUUGAAAGAUUUCUCCCAGUAUUUACUUAGAACAGUCAAUGUCUGGAUUGUAGCAUUGCUCUCUAUGAGCCUUCCCUUGACUCUUCUGCCUAGUGCUGGGAUAAUCUUUGGUGAUAUCAGAACCACAUGAUUAACUAUUUCUCAACUUUUGCUGCUAAGUUUUGUUUAUAUAUUGAGAAAGGAGGAAGAGUCUAUAUAGGGAUGUAAAUUUCUGAAUGCUGCUUAGCUGGUCUUUAUUCAGGUUAAAACUGCACCUUACCCUAAAAGAUGUUCCCUUGGACAGCCAAGGGCAGGCAGGCCAGCAUGCUGUUACACUGUACUUAAAGAGGGGCGGGAGAAAAGACUGAGCAUCCCUCUUCUUUUUGUGUAUCUAAUUUCCUCUCGAUGUUAAUGUGAUAAGUGCUCAUGUGUAGAUCUUAGUUAUUAACAUUUCUGAAGUCUUUGCCUCUGGAAAAAUCUUGGCUUCUGGCUCUAGAAUAUAGCUUGCAGUUUAGGCUUUAGAACCUGUGGUACUUCCUGCUACAGCUUUCUCCAAACUUAGUUUGGAAAAUGGCCUAUAGCAAUGAUAUUUUAGUCACAGAACGAGCCAUUUUACUUGCAAGGGUCCAACCAGUAGCUUUCCCCUACUUCCAUUGCCUGCUGAAUAGCUUACUUUUUCUUCCCUACGAUUUCUCCCACCCCACAGAUUUGGAAAAUUAUUUUCCUUUUUCCCUUUUGCCAUCAGCUUUCUAUGUAUAAGCUAAAACAUCUUGUUGCCAAUCCACUUGCUUCAAUUCCCCUAGUGAAUCCAGCACAUCAGUUACUGGGGUCUGCUGGAGGCUUUACUCUUAAAUGUUAGAUUUCCCCCCCCAAAAAAAAAACAAAAAACAAAAAAAACCAAAUGUUCAAUGGAAUUGUAUGCGUCAUUAUACUCCUUUCUAUUUCAAGCAUCAUUGCCACAACAAUAAAGGCCUCCCUGUUAUUAGCAAGGAUACUCACAACUAUGCCUGUUGGCAUUGGUACGUCAAACACCUAAUAUAGAUAUGGAAUCAGGGGACUUUGGACAAGAAAACAUUUCCCCGUUAUACAGAAUAGAGCUAUCUGGUUUACUAGUGAUUGAGAUGUCAUGCAUCAACCAAUUAGUUGUGCUGUGAAGAUCAGAAAGAAAAAAGUCCCCUUUCCAAAGAAAUGCCUUUUCAUUCUUCUGCCUUUCCAAAUGAUGAUCUAGUAAGACUCAGUUUUUGAAGAGUGAAAGUUAUCUUAUAAUUGGUUCAAGAGAUGUGACAGAUGAGAGAGCAGGAAAGAAUUUUGAAAGGAGGGCUUAUGAUCCAGAUUUGUAUCUGUAUCUUUAGGAAGAACUCUAGAUUCUCUUCCUUCCCCUCAGGUGCAAUUGUUCCCUUACAGAUUUCCAUCUGAUGAUCAUUUUUGAGGAACAUUUGUCCGCCUGAGGUCCAGCCCUAAUAACCAGUGCCUUUUCCAUCGGUAUUUUUGUGACAUACAUCAUGUGUCACGGAUGUGCCUUCCGGGGCAAUAGAUUGAUUUAUUUCUGAGCACAGGAGCUCAUUUCAUUAAGAAUUCUUAAAGUAAGGUUCCCCCAGUAACUUCUUUGUGACAAUGGUUGUAGGGACCAUUGAGGAGGAUUUCAGAAUUGGAAAGUCACUGAGCCAGGAUUCCCUUUUCAGCAAGCUGCCCCAUCCAGAUUGAAGUGUCGGUUUUCCAUCGACAGUGUUUGUUUUUGCCCUAGAUCUCAUGUGUGAGGAGGUAUGUGCAUGCACCUACAUGCGUGUGCCGUCCAGCUAGCUGUGCAGUAGAUUCAGAAGGUAGUAUGUGGCAAGUGACAUGUGCAAAACCGCCCAAGAGGAGUGAGUCCAAUGAGCCAUCAUCUUCAUUAAACCAUUUACCUUAUAGUUUCUGUUCAUUUACAUUGCUUUGCAGUGUAUAUAUGUUAAAAAAGUGUUAAAUUUGGGGAAUGAGACAGAAAAACAUUUGGCUCUAGACCAGUUGGGGAAAGGUGGAUAAUUUUUAGGGUGGCAUAUGGAAGACAGGCCUGCGCAAAGCCUGGACAAACCCUUCCCUAUCCUUGGAAACUACUGCUUUGGCUGUUUCAAUUUGUGUGUAGUUGUGCUCUCUUAGCUGGGAAUAAUGCUUGACAUCCACCAUUGAUUCUACUCAAAAUGUUGAAGCGACAUGAUGUGCAAAGAGCACAGGAUUUGGAGUCGGGAGACCUGGAUUCAAUCCUGGCACUGCCUGUGUGAUGUUAUGCAAGUCACGUGACCUUGCUGGGUCUCAGAUUCCUCAUCUGUAAAAUGAUGGGGUUGGGCUAGGUGACUUUUUUGGUCCCUCCUAACUCUAAGUCUUCUUGGUGAUGAACUCUUGCAGUCUGCAACAGGAAAUCCCAACAGUCGACUUGAUUAACUCUGCUUAUGUUCCAGAUGAUACUUGCAUUUUAAGCAGAGAGAAACUCUUUUUCCUUAUUGUUAGCUACCUAGUUUUACAAAACUUGCAGAGUGAAUUUUCCAAGUCACAGAUGAGGUGGGGGAGCUUCAAUGAAAUGAAAAGGAAUUGGGCAAGUGGUUGUUUUUGAUGGUGUGGUCACUACCACCUAGUUAUAGGAUUGCCUUGUUCUGUUUGUCAGUGGGAACAAUUUUCUCUGAGCUAGAACUCGUUCUCUCCCAGGGCUCUUUCUUUGGGAGGCAUAUUGUUGCAGAGAAUCGUCUCUCUGCCCUGCACUGUAGUGAGGGGUUAUUGAAGAGGCCAAAGAGAUCUGAUCCCAUCCCACUGGCAGGCAAUCAUGUGCAUAGAUAAAAAUGACAGGAAGUCCAAAGUGAUUAGCCCAGCUCCUGGAAAAUAAAGCAAAAGCAAACAAAAGCCCUCCUGAUCUUGCAGGCACUGCAUUGUACAAUUUGGUUCUUUUAUGCCACAGUCAUGGCUGUCUAGCUCUCAGACUGAGGCAGCUGCCUGCAGGAAAGGUCUCCAUAGUGAGCAAGGCUCCACCCUUCCCCAGUUAGAGUCCCAUUUUACUUGCCUUAAUGGUGGAAAGAGGAAUUUAGUAUUUGCACUUAGCAAAACAUUUUAAAACUGUAAAGAAUUGUGCAUGAUCUACAACUUUGUAUAACAAUAGAUGAAAAUGAAUAGGUGUUUAUUAAAAAUAAAUAUUUUUCUUUACCUUCUGGUAGUAUAAAAUAAUAAAAUAAAAGCUGUUAUGUUUUCUUGUGUGUAAAAAGUCUGUAUUAUAUGUAAUUUGGAUUUUUUUGUAAAUAAAUUUUUGUGCACUCUGA
Messenger RNA from Sarcophilus harrisii (Tasmanian devil), 12365 nucleotides. It is a transcript of the gene RNF216, whose product is annotated as ring finger protein 216. The coding region runs from base 4608 to 7382 and encodes 924 amino acids. The record is from RefSeq and is a predicted model, not a curated record. The transcript has 17 exons. Gene Ontology annotation, molecular function: zinc ion binding. Lineage: Eukaryota; Metazoa; Chordata; Mammalia; Dasyuromorphia; Dasyuridae.